This is a messenger RNA of Melanotaenia boesemani (Boeseman's rainbowfish), 1946 nucleotides long. It is a transcript of the gene ch25hl2, whose product is annotated as cholesterol 25-hydroxylase like 2. The record is from RefSeq and is a predicted model, not a curated record. The transcript has a single exon. NCBI's taxonomy places the organism in Eukaryota, Metazoa, Chordata, Actinopteri, Atheriniformes, Melanotaeniidae. The coding region runs from base 88 to 987 and encodes 299 amino acids. Gene Ontology annotation, molecular function: iron ion binding; steroid hydroxylase activity; C-4 methylsterol oxidase activity. Gene Ontology annotation, biological process: sterol biosynthetic process; cholesterol metabolic process.
UUAGACCCUCUUUAUCUUUUCCUGGGGCUUGUUAGAAAAUAAUCCUCUUGGAUCAGUUGUCUUUGUGAGAGAAACGGUACAUUAGUGAUGAGCACAGGCAGAAUACUCAGAACCGCUGCUUUGUCCUGGAUGUCGGAUGUAGACAACGUGACUGGGGGCCAGUCCCAGGACUUGGUUCUGCAGCCUGUUUGGGACUAUCUCCGCCAGAACCACCACGACCUUCUGAGGAGCCCUCUCUUCCCUGUGGUCCUCUCAGUCACUACUUACUUCAUGCUGGUUGGUCUUUACACUGUGCUGGACCUGCUGGCUCCCACCUGGCCCUGCAUCAACCGUUACCGGCUGCAUCCCGACAAACCCAUCACCUGGCCCAACAUCUGGUCCACCCUGGGCAUCACCAUCUACAAUCACCUGCUUUUUGUUUUUCCUGCUGCUGUUGCACAGUGGCUGUGGAGGCCACCCACCCCUCUGCCUCGUGAAGCACCCACUCUCUGGAGCUUCUUCCUGGGCAUCCUGGGCUGCAUGGUUGUGUUUGAUUUCCAGUAUUACCUGUGGCACCUGCUGCACCACCGGGUGCCCUGGUUGUACCGCACUUUCCAUGCCAUACACCACCAGUACAACCAGCCUUUCAGCCUGGUCACCCAAUACCUGUCUGGUUGGGAGUUAUUCAGCGUGGGAUUUUGGGCAACAGUGGACCCCAUCCUGCUGCAGUGCCACUGCCUCACCACCUGGGCCUUUAUGGUCUUUAACGUCUACGUAUCUACUGAGGACCACUGUGGCUACGACUUUCCUUGGGCAACACACAACCUGGUGCCCUUUGGCCUUUGGGGUGGUGCCCCCAAGCAUGAUGCUCACCACCAGCGUCCUGGCACUAACUUCGCCCCAUUCUUCUCACACUGGGACUGGCUGGGGGGAACCCACACUGUGCCAGCUCCCUCCAGCCACGCCGCCACGGGAGAGCCAGAACAGUUGAAAGGGAGAAAAGACUGAGGAGCCUGAAUAAAUCUCUUACUGACUCUGCCUCUCUUUUACUCAAACUGCCUCUUUUGUACCUGCUCAAAUUCCAAUGCACUGUUUUUUUCUCUCUGCUCUCCUGCAGACCGAUCUUUCCCUCUUUUGCCUCCCAGCAUUUCAUUUGAUUUUGAUAUUAUCAUAUUUACUCACUUUAUUUGGCAUUUUUCUCUGCUGAUAAUCAGUCUAACAUUACUCAACUGUGUGGUAAGUCAUCAAAACGGAAUAUCUUUCGUGUGUGUGUGUGCUUUGGUAGAUUACCCUAUACUGUUGUAUAUGCACAUUUGUCUCUUAGAAAUUUCUCAUUUAUGUUUCUAUUGGCAUUCUCAGGUCAGUUUCCAUGUAUCUUUUUCACUUAUUUGAGUAAUGAGUAAAGAAAAAAACUAUGUGUUGGUUAAAAAUUAGCAGCCCUGACUGAGCUUCUGCUGACGGUGCGUGGUGUGAUCUGUCAGGGUGAUUAUGCGCACUUUAGCACGGACGCUCGCCCUCUCUCUCCCUCCUCAGCGCUGACCCUCUCACUAGCAUGAAUGCCGUCUUUUAGCUCCAUCCCAGAAUGAUGCGUGGGCGCAAUACUAAUCUAUCAUUCUGUCUUAGAGACAAACUGCUCCUGCUGGAGUAGUUCUCAAUUAAACUCCUCAAAAGAGUAGAUGUGAUAUGAAAAGUUUACUACAGAAACUUAGCUAUCUCAGUGUUAGGAAGACACAUAACUUGAGAUGAUUCAGACAGCAAUCAAGUAAAAUAAUUUGCCAGUGCAGUAAGAUGAUUACACUUGGUAAAAUUUUUUCAGAAAAGAAAAACCUUGAACUUAAGACAAGUGAGAAAUAAGGGGUGAAACACUCAUUAUAAACUCAAAACUACCCCGUUAAUGCUUCUUUCAGUGUUUCUUUUUUCUUGAGAAAAGAUCUUAAAACAAGAAGAACUAACAAGAGCAUCUUUUA